This is a messenger RNA of Clunio marinus, 1693 nucleotides long. Lineage: Eukaryota; Metazoa; Arthropoda; Insecta; Diptera; Chironomidae. The record is from the annotation of a GenBank genome assembly.
AUGGCUAAUUAUUGUAGAUUGUGCUUGAAAGAAUCGGAGACACUUUCAAUCUAUACUUACCAGAAAAAUUAUACAAUUACUUACUGGAUCACUGCUGUUAUUCCUGAGUUGAUUUUCGAAGAUAAUGAUCCUUUCUCAAAAGGAAUUUGUCUUGAAUGUUUGGACAUAAUAAUGAAAGCGAAUGAGUUAAAAAGGCAAAGUAUCGCAAAUGAUGCUCAAAUGAGAGAAAGAUAUGAGAAAGUUGCUUGGGAUACGGAAUGGAUUGAAAUGUGCAAUAUUAAAAAGGAAGACGAUACUUCGGAUCCUCAAAUAUCUUUAAAAUCUAAUGUCAGAAAUGUUCCAAAGAAAAGAAUGGAACUUCGCCCUCGUGAAAAAUCCACUAAGAAAUCUCCGGAGGGAAAAAAACUGAAAAAAGCUUGCAGAAGAAAAGAAUUUAUCAUCGACAGAAGAGCACCAAGACCUCGUAUUAUUAAAAACAAGAGAAAGUUAAAAAAUAAAUCUUUAAAAACACAUGUGAGAUACGCAAAAUGUAGUAAAUGUGAAAAAAAGUUUGAUUCCUGGGAAGAGUUAGAUUUACACAGUUUUUUACAUUGUGAUUAUGUUGAAGAAUAUCAAGAUCCAAAUCCCCAAAAAGAGUUUGAAAGUGACGACAUUGUGAUUUGUAAUCGAUGUUCAUAUAUUUUCAAAGAUUUUGAUGACAGUAUAAGUCACAUAGAUGGGCAUAACAUGCCAAUUACACAUCGUUGUCUGAAAUGCAUGAAAAUGUUUCCUUUUGGUAAAAAGUUACUUCGUCACUUACAACGUUAUUCAUUUUAUCGUUAUUGUGACUAUUGUGGAUAUUCUGCAAUGGAGAAAAAAGCACUUCGAGAUCAUAUACUUACUGUUCAUUUUCAUAAGCAUUUAUAUUUAUGUCAAUUAUGUGGAUAUAAAGCAACAACACAUCAUUCACUCCGUGGCCAUAUGCGAUCAAAACACACCGCGAAGAAAUUCAAAUGUGCUUUAUGUCCAAAAAUGUUUAUGAGCUCAACUUCAUAUCGUAUUCACCAAAGCACUCACAACAAUAAAUAUAAUUACGAAUGUCAAACUUGUUACAGAAAAUUUAAAACAUCAUCAUCUCUUGUUCGUCAUAAUCGUCUUCAUAAGCCUGAGAAAUUAGAAGAAAUUAAAAAGAAAUACGGUUGCGAAUUUUGUGGAAAACAGUUCCUUGGUAGCUAUGCAUUGAAUCGUCACAUUAAUACAAAUACAGGAGUAAAACCAUUCAUUUGUAACUUUGAUGGUUGUGGAAAAGCUUUUCCCGAGAAAUACAUAUUGGAAAUGCAUAUAAAAGGGCAUAAUGGUGAACUUUUAUACAGAUGUCACUUUGAAGGAUGUCAAGAAGCUUUUAAGUCAAGAUCGCAAUACAAAAUACAUAAAGAAACUCAUCCAACUCAAGAUAUAAUCAUAGAAGCUUUUGAAAUUAUUUAAAAGUUUUUCUUUGUAUGCCUAUUAUAAUACGUAUAAUAAAAUUAUUUGCAGUAAUGCUUUUAUUUAUUACAUGCUCGUAAUUUUAAUAUCUAAUCAGUUUUAUUUUUUGAAUUUAAGUUUGAAAUUUGUUAAAAGAACAAAUACAAUAACGGAAAAAUUAUUCAAAUUUUGUUAUCUUCAGUAAUGCCGUUAGGCGGUUUGAAUAAUCAAAACAAUCUUGACAAACUUG